Molecule: messenger RNA, 763 nt
Organism: Aedes albopictus (Asian tiger mosquito)
Lineage: Eukaryota; Metazoa; Arthropoda; Insecta; Diptera; Culicidae
Gene: APC10
Product: anaphase-promoting complex subunit 10
Exons: 3
Coding region: 119-730 (203 amino acids)
Biological process (GO): anaphase-promoting complex-dependent catabolic process; protein K11-linked ubiquitination
Cellular component (GO): anaphase-promoting complex
Source: RefSeq, a predicted model, not a curated record
AGUUAUCGGGCACGCCAUCGACGCCAUUGCAAAAUUAUGAAAACAAAGUCUGACGACGAAGAACAACAAUCAAGAGAAAUUUACAUUUACAUUUAUUGUUCGUUGAAAUCGUCCUUCAAUGGCUUUAUUUAUAGAGUCGCUACUGCCCCGGUACAAAAUGAACAAAAAAACCGGUGUAACUGUUUGUCCUACCACCGAGGAACGGUCCGGAACUGUUCGUGAAGUUGGUUCCCAAGCGAUUUGGAGUUUGUCCUCCUGUAAACCUGGUCAAGGAAACAUAGGAUUCGGCGUUGAGCAGCUGCGGGACAACUCGAUGGAAACGUACUGGCAAUCGGACGGGCAGCUGCCGCAUCUGGUAAACAUCCAGUUCUCCCGGAAGACCACGGUAAGUCAGAUCUACAUCUAUUCCGACUACAAGCUGGACGAGAGCUACACCCCGAGCCGGGUUUCGAUCCGCUGCGGAACGCACUUCAACGACCUGCAGGAGGUCGAGGUUUUGGAUCUGUGCGAACCGUCCGGCUGGGUGUGCAUCCCGAUCAAGGAGGUGCGAGACAUCCCGAUGCGGACGUUCAUGAUUCAGAUUGCCGUGAUCAGUAACCACCAGAACGGGCGCGACACUCACAUGCGCCAGAUUAGGGUACAUUCGCCGACGGACCUGACGACCUAUCCGCUGGAACAGUUCGGACCGUUUAGUACGAUAGAGUUCCAACAGUUUCGAACAAUACGAUAGAAUUGACGGAUAGACUUUGCUGGAAAAUCUAAA